Messenger RNA from Staurois parvus, 348 nucleotides. Lineage: Eukaryota; Metazoa; Chordata; Amphibia; Anura; Ranidae. The record is from the annotation of a GenBank genome assembly.
CUGAUAGACGGCACUGACUGGCAUCACUGCUGGGCACUGACUGGCGGCACUGACUGGCACAACCUCUGGGCACUGACUGGUGGCACUGACUGGCAGCACUGCUGGGCUGCACUGGUGGGUGGGCACAGGUGGGUGGCACAGGUGGGUGGCACUGGUGGGUGCACUGCUGGGCACAGGUGGGCGGAGCUAGUGGGCGCACUGCUGGGCACAGGUGGGCGGAACUUGCGGGCGGCACUGCUGGGCACCGAUCAUCAGGGCACCCCGCUCUGACAACUGCCGGUUCUCGGCAGUACUUUCCUCACGAUCUGACAGCGUGAGGAAAGUGCAGCCGAGAACCGGCACUUGCAU